UUUAGUUUCAAACCGUCUGCAAAGAGCGGCGGGGUGGUUGCUGCCGCUUCUUGGAGCGCGGGCGAUAUAUAGAAGGGAGACAGCGCGGCGGCUCAGAGAGAUGGUUCGUUGAUAGUGACGAUCACAACAACCCUUUUGGCCCGCGGGAGAGCAGAAGCCCCGGCACCGGGGGGAGAAUUACCGCGGAGGCUAGCCGCGUCGAGAGGGGCGAUUUCCCCGGCGGCUGCCUGACGAGAGGCGUUGCUUUCCCCGCUCCUCUUCCCUCGCGGGUUUGGGUUGCGGCAGCGGCGCCUUUGCGAAGCGGCUGAGUGGCUCCGCAGGCCGGCAGCAUGGGCGUGGAGAGUCCGGGCGAGUGGCCGGUUCCGCGACGGCACGGCCGGCGGCGGGUCCGCCUGAUGUGCAUGCUGGCGCUGACUUUCGGCUUCUUCGUGGUGGAGGUGGUGGUGAGCCGGCUGACGUCGUCGCUGGCCAUGCUCUCGGACUCCUUCCACAUGCUCUCCGACGUGAUGGCUCUGGUGGUGGCCCUGGUGGCCGUGCGCUUCGCCCAGCGCACCCGCGCCACCAAGAAGAACACCUUCGGUUGGGUGCGGGCCGAGGUGAUGGGCGCCCUGGUCAACGCCGUCUUCCUGACCGCCCUCUGCUUCACCAUCUUUCUGGAAGCCAUCGAGCGCUUCACCGAGCCCCAUGAGAUCGAGCAGCCCUUGGUGGUCAUCGGCGUCGGAGCCGCCGGCCUGCUCAUCAACGUCCUGGGGCUCUGCCUCUUCCACCAGCACGGCGCCGGCGGCCACGGCCAUUCCCAUGGCGGGAACGGAGGGGGAAGCCACCGGCGGAGCGGUGCCCGGGCCGGCAAGGCGGAGCCGCCUCCCGACGACCUACAUAAAGAAGAGGAGACCAACACCCUGGUGGACAAUUUCAACAGCUCCAAUGGAGUCAGCCUGGAGAAGCUGGGUGAUGCAGUAAAAGACAGCCAAAUGGAACUGCAACCAAAUGGAAAUAUUGGCAGUCAUACCUCUUUAGACAUGGAGAUUGACGAAGACACCAGUGGUCAGCUCAAUAUGCGUGGAGUGUUCCUUCAUGUUCUCGGAGAUGCCUUGGGUUCAGUUAUUGUAGUAGUGAAUGCCAUAAUAUUUUAUUCUUACUGGACUCCAUGCCCAGAGGUUGGGGAUUGCAUCAAUGUUUGUGUUAAUGACCACUGUAAAAACUCCACUCAGUUUUCUCCAGUGGAACUAGAGCAAAUCCCUAAAGCUGGUCCUUGUUGGGUUCUGUAUUUAGACCCUUCACUUUGUCUGAUCAUGGUUUGCAUUCUACUCUAUACUACUUAUCCUCUGCUUAAAGAAUCUGCUCUUAUUCUUUUGCAAACUGUUCCUAAGCAAAUUGAUAUUCGCUCUUUAAAUGAGAAACUCCGUAAACUGGAAGAUGUAGAAGCUGUCCAUGAAUUGCAUGUUUGGCAGCUGGCAGGAAGCAGGAUAAUUGGCACUGCUCAUAUCAAAUGUAGGGAUCCAGAAUCCUAUAUGAAAGUGGCAAAAGAUAUUAAGAACAUUUUUCAUGAUGAAGGGAUACACGCUACAACCAUUCAGCCUGAAUUUGCCAUCGUAAGCUCUGAUGAAGGUGUAAGUAAAUGUGAACUUCCCUGCAGAACCCAGUGUGCUCUGAAGCAAUGUUGUGGGACUGUGGAAAAGGCUACGGGAAAGAAGAUCGAAAAGUCCCCUUCAGUUAGUAUUUCUUGCUCAGAAAUAGUUAUUGACACUCCACAUCACAAAACCCGGAGGACUAAAUCAGAAUGCAUACCUGCUGUAAAAUUAGAAGCAGAACCUAACCCCAACAAACAGUUUGAAUCAUCUUUGUAACUUCUAAAGUUAUGCCGAAUGAAGUAUGGCUUCAAGUACAAAUUAAUUGCAAGAAAAAAAAAGACUAUUAAAAAGAGAAGUUGUAAAGAAAUGUAGAUAUUGAAAUUCUGUCCUUUUUACUACAGUGAAAUCCUGUUGAAAAGAACAUGCCGUCCUGACACAACAUAAUGUUUGUGUUAACUUGAGACUAAAUGACACAACGUUAAUACAUAACCAGUUUCAACUUUAUGCCUGAUGAAUUGAAUUAAAAAUUAAAAUGAUUCUUCAAAUGAAAUUUUCCCUUUUCCCUGAAAUUAGUUUGUAUUAAGCUUCUUGUUCUGUUUGUUGAUUUGUGUGUGUAUGUGUGUGUGUGAGAGAGAGACCUUUGUAAAAAUUACAACUAUUGGGAGAGGACACCAAACUUGGCAGAAUCUUUUCAAAAGGUUAGCCACUUAACGUGGUUACAUUUCCUAUUAGAUGAAUACUAUUUUAAAACAAAUAUACUAUGUAGCAUUAAUAAUGGAAAUUUAAAUAUAUGUCCAUUGACAAAUAUCCCAUGUUUGUAUUGGACCUGUGACAUAACAAAAAUCAGCUUACUAAAUAUGAAUUGGAAAAUUACUUGCAUAUCACCUGGACUGUAAAAGGUAUAAGACAAAAAUAGUUUACACUUCUUUUCUCCUUUCCUUAUUAUAUAAAUCUUAGAAUUUAAACUCUAUAAUAGAGUUUGCUGGGACUAGAACAGCCAGAGCUGGUCUCUGUCUUAGCAGUGUUAUCUAUGGUGUACUGGAAUAGAGAUAUUGCAUCUGAUUUUUAAGUAAAAAAAUGGAAAAAUGUAACAGAUCAAAUUCAUCAGCAUAUAUUUGCUAAAUUUUUAAUAUAUUUCUUACUUGUAAACAUAUUUAUGACUUAACUGUGCCAUUUUUUUUGUUGGAUAAAAUUACUUAGCUGAACUAUUCAAUUCAAAGUGAAUUCACAGCAGCUGAUGGAACAAGAUUGCUGCCUGCAGCACUGGCUCAGAUACCAUGAUACAUUUUAUUGGUGCAGCAGGAAUGAAUUGCAGCAAACUUGGAGCUGAUGGGCACACGCAUUUUCUCCAGCCUAUCCAUGACAACUAAUGAUAAGGUUUUGCUUAUUAGUUUCACCCAAAUCCUAAACCAUUAUCUUAAUUUAUUUUCAAAAUAACAUUCAAGGUAUUCAAAAAUUCAAGAAACAGGAUUGGAUUGGAUGGAAUUUCUGCUAGCCAUAGUUUGCCAGCUUUGGAAAAGCUAAAAAGUGAUUUAUCAAAAGAGAAGCAAAUACUUCUGGGUUUUCUUUUGGCUAUGUAAGAGAAGGGACUGGAAGGCAUGUGAGACAAAAUCUUUAUUCCAAUUAUAGUAAAUCCAUUUUCUCUUAACUGUAUUCCAUCUACAGUAAGUAAUAUGCCCAGUAGUUAGGAGCAGUGGGAUAAAUUAGUUCAAAACAUUUUGAAAGCACUAGAUUGCUGGACACUAUUAUGAAUGAUGGUUAUUGUGAUGUCGGAACGGCCUUCAGUCAGUACUCUUACUGUGACAGUUUGCAUAAUCUAAGACAACUCCUUCCUAAUUCAAUCUUAUAUUGGGAAGAUUUUAAAGGCAAUUCCACAAAAUACUUAGUAAAAUAAAUAGAAGAGGGCAUCUCAAUUCUGUUAGUCACUUGUAUGUGGAUUUAUAAACCUACUCUAGCACUAGUUAAAAGUUUUAAGCUGCAAAGUAG
Notechis scutatus (mainland tiger snake) is the source of this 3557-nucleotide messenger RNA. It is a transcript of the gene SLC30A1, whose product is annotated as solute carrier family 30 member 1. Gene Ontology annotation, molecular function: zinc ion transmembrane transporter activity; calcium channel inhibitor activity. The record is from RefSeq and is a predicted model, not a curated record. Gene Ontology annotation, biological process: zinc ion transmembrane transport; detoxification of zinc ion; intracellular zinc ion homeostasis. Gene Ontology annotation, cellular component: endoplasmic reticulum; membrane; Golgi apparatus. NCBI's taxonomy places the organism in Eukaryota, Metazoa, Chordata, Lepidosauria, Squamata, Elapidae.